Neocloeon triangulifer is the source of this 1135-nucleotide messenger RNA. RefSeq names its product thiamin pyrophosphokinase 1. Gene Ontology annotation, molecular function: thiamine diphosphokinase activity; thiamine binding; ATP binding. Gene Ontology annotation, biological process: thiamine metabolic process; thiamine diphosphate biosynthetic process. The record is from RefSeq and is a predicted model, not a curated record. The transcript is spliced from 4 exons. Lineage: Eukaryota; Metazoa; Arthropoda; Insecta; Ephemeroptera; Baetidae. Bases 292 to 1053 code for a protein of 253 amino acids.
AUAGGAAAAGUUUGUGUUGUCUUUUUCCGAUUUAGCAAGAAAGAUCUGCGCGCUUCGACCACGCAUGCGCAAGAAAUGUGCCAAACCCCUUUCUCGGCAAAAUAUUUCUGCGAUUGUAAAGUUUCGCUCACAAUUCGCUGAUAAUGUAGCAGUGGUCGCAUUAUAUCUUGCCAUCGAGCUGAUAUUUUUUUACCGAACGCCGACUUCCGUCUUGCCGCAACUGCCCGAGCAAACAAAACGGAGCGUCAACGUUUUCCUCACAUAAAAACUUGACUGCAAAUCAGCACCACGAUGAGCAAGGAGAGCGCAAAGUAUUUUUGGAAAAUUGAGGAUUUGUUCAAUGAAAGUGGUUCCGACAUCAACUUUGCUUUGCUCAUCCUCAAUCAGCCAAUUCUUAGCACACCAGAACUUGUGAUUUCUCUGUGGAAAAGAGCGGCGGUACGGAUCACUGUUGACGGUGGAAGCGACAGGUGGCUGCAGUUUUGCCAAGUUCACGAACUAAAUUUGAUCCCCGAUCUAAUCACUGGCGACUUGGACUCGGUACAAAAGGAAACUUUAGCUCAUUACAAAAGUCUUGGUACCUCCGUGAUACAUACUCCGGAUCAAGACGAGACUGACUUCACAAAGGCUCUCAAAGAAACGGCCGCAUGGUUUGCUCAAAAAAGGGUCGAGCCUCACGCUGUGAUAUCAUUGGUAGAAACGUCUGGCAGAAUAGACCAAAUUAUGGCGAAUAUAAAUACACUAUUCAAGUCCCACGCGAUUAUUAAAUGUCCAGUCUACCAACUUGCAAGCAAUUCAAUUUCGUGGUUGCUGGACAAAGGGCACCACCAAAUGAUCAUUCCAAGAAGUUACAACAACAAAAUUUGCAGUCUGGUGCCCAUCGGCAACCCUGCCCUCAGCGUAUCCUCUUCCGGGCUUAAAUGGAAUUUGGAUAAUCAGGGAAUGAAGUUUGGGGAGUUAAUAAGCACGUCAAACAUGUUGACUCCUGCUAGCGACGGCCUUGUCACUGUCGCAACCGAUUCCGUACUUAUGUGGUCAAUAGAACUUAAUUAGGCGGCUCGCUGGAAGAGCAUUCUUGUAACUUGCCUCAUCAAUUGCUGUUCUAUUUAUUAAAGAGUUUUUAUCUUUUCGAUUA